UUCCAGCACCCCCGACGCCGAGCUGCAGCCCGCGUUCCCUCGCCAAGCGCGUCGGACGCCUUCCCCAGCGUCUUCCCCAGCGCCUUCCCCGGUGCGGGCUCCAAUGCGUCGGGGCCGCGGGGCGCGCGGAGCGCCUCGUCCCUCGCCCUGGCCGUGGCAUCACCACGCGCUCUACUCGGCGGUGUGUGCCGUGGGGCUGCUGGGCAACGUGCUGGUCAUGUUCGGCAUCGUCCGGUACACUAAGAUGAAGACAGCCACCAAUAUCUACAUCUUCAACCUGGCCCUGGCGGAUGCAUUAGCCACCAGCACACUACCCUUCCAAAGUGCCAAGUACCUGAUGCAGACAUGGCCUUUUGGGGAAUUCCUCUGCAAGGCUGUGCUCUCCAUUGACUACUACAAUAUGUUCACCAGCAUCUUCACCCUCACCAUGAUGAGUGUCGACCGCUACAUUGCAGUCUGCCACCCAGUCAAGGCUCUGGAUUUCCGUACCCCUGCGAAGGCCAAGCUGAUCAACAUUUGCAUCUGGGUCCUGGCUUCAGGGAUUGGAGUACCCAUCAUGGUCCUGGCCGUGACCCACCAUCAUGACGGUGUAGUGGUGUGCAUGCUCCAGUUCCCCCAGCCCAGCAGGUACUGGGACAUGGUCACCAAGAUCUGCGUGUUCCUCUUCGCCUUCGUGGUGCCCAUCCUCAUCAUCAGCGUGUGCUACGGCCUGAUGCUGCUGCGCCUCCGCACCGUGCGCCUGCUGUCGGGCUCCAAGGAGAAGGACCGCAGCCUGCGGCGCAUCACUCGCAUGGUGCUGAUAGUCGUGGGCGCCUUCGUGGUGUGCUGGGCGCCCAUCCACAUCUUCGUCAUCGUCUGGAUGCUGGUGGACAUCAACCGCCACGACCCGCUCGUGGUGGCCGCGCUGCAUCUGUGCAUCGCGCUCGGCUAUGCCAACAGCAGCCUCAACCCCGUCCUCUACGCCUUCCUCGACGAGAACUUCAAGCGCUGCUUUCGCCAGCUCUGCCGCCUACCCUGCAGCCGCCGAGCGGACCCGGGCAGCUUCAGCCGUACGCGUGGAACCACGGCCCGGGAGCGUGUCACUGCCUGCAGCCCGACGGAGGGCCCCGGGGGUGGCGCGGCCUGAGCACUCACAUGGGCCUCGUCGGAGGAGCCUGGGGUCAGGGAGGGGAUGGGGCCACGAUGCGGAGGAGAAUCGAGUCAGAGACCCACUGGGGACCGUGGGACCGUGCAGAUGGACACAUGGGACCCCCAUGGAACUGGGCAAAGGAACAAACAGCCCUCUUGUCUGGGGCUGGCUGGUGGGCCAGACACAGGGCCAGUGCCUCGGUUAAAGGCACAAUUUGAUGCUUUAGGUGCAUGGAGCUGCACCUUCCACCUGCCAACAGUAGCUAAGUGGUCUCCAUGUGAUGGUGGAACCCCAAUCUAGACCCAGUUUUAAUCCAGAGCCUAGCUGGCUGCGGAAGAGGGGUCCAACCUGAGUCCUGGCAAGACGACUUGGCACCCCAGCUAGGGGAGGAAUUUGGAAAUUGAGCUGCAAGAUUGGCCCUCUGUGUAGGGAUUAGGUAGGCUCU
This is a messenger RNA of Suncus etruscus (white-toothed pygmy shrew), 1574 nucleotides long. RefSeq names its product opioid receptor delta 1 (gene OPRD1). Bases 104 to 1126 code for a protein of 340 amino acids. The record is from RefSeq and is a predicted model, not a curated record. Gene Ontology annotation, biological process: G protein-coupled opioid receptor signaling pathway; neuropeptide signaling pathway. Gene Ontology annotation, molecular function: neuropeptide binding; G protein-coupled enkephalin receptor activity. NCBI's taxonomy places the organism in Eukaryota, Metazoa, Chordata, Mammalia, Eulipotyphla, Soricidae. Gene Ontology annotation, cellular component: neuron projection; membrane. The transcript has 3 exons.